CGAAAGUCGAAUCCCAACAAGUAAACCUACGGCCAACCCAUAUUGAUCAUUGAUUUAGUAGUAACCUAGCAUAGUAGGACAAGCAAUGAAACACAAUAUGGACCCAAAACUCAAUUCGAAACGAAUAACAUUACCACAUAAAAAACCAAAAUCAACUUUGACCGACCCAUUUCGUUGACUAACAAUCGUCAAAUGCACCUCCAAAAACUCCGAUUCCAACUCCACCGUAAACUCCUCAGACCCAUCUCCACCACCACCCACACCACCACCACCACCGCUGCUCCGCCGUCAGAUUCUCUCUCCUCAACUGCAACAUCCAUAGCAAACCUCAUCCUCUCAACAGAAAAUCCAAAAACCCUCUCAAAAACCCUACUUUCAUCCCCAAAUUUCAUCUUCUCUGAAUCCCUUGUAAAUCAAACCCUAAAACUCCUCUGGAACCAUGGCCCAAAAGCUCUUCAAUUCUUCACUAUCCUCGAAAACCACCUCCAUUACUCUCACUCUCUCUCCUCCUUUCAUCACGCCAUUGACAUAUCUGCUCGUUUACGCGAUUUCACUACUCUAUGGACUCUAGUCUCUCACCUUCGUUCUCGUAAAUUGGGUCCCACUCCAUUAACUUUCUCAAUCAUCAUUGAAAGGUAUGUUCUUUCUGGUAAACCUGAUAAAGCUGUUCAUAUUUUCUUGUCUAUGCAUAAACAUGGUUGUCAUCAAGAUUUGAAUUCCUUUAAUACCCUUCUUGAUAUAUUAUGUAAAUCUAAAAGGGUUGAGAAAGCUUAUGGUUUGUUUAAGGAGUUUAAGGGUAAAUUUGGGUUUGAUGUUGUUAGUUAUAAUAUUAUUGCAAAUGGGUGGUGUUUGAUUAAGAGGAUUCCUAGAGCUUUGGAGGUGUUUAAGGAGAUGGUUGAGAGGGGUAUUGAUCCUACAUUGAGUAGCUAUAAUAUAAUCUUGAAAGGCUAUUUUCGGACGGCGCAGACGAAGGAGGCGUGGGAGUUUUUUAAGGAGAUGAAGAAGAGGAGGUGUGAGAUUGAUGUGGUUACUUAUACUACUUUGGUUCAUGGGUUUGGUGUUUUAGGGGAGGUUUCUAGAGCUAGGAAGUUGUUUGAUGAGAUGGUGGAUGAAGGGGUUCUUCCUAAUGUUGCUACUUAUAAUGCUAUGAUACAAGUUUUGUGUAAGAAAGAUAGUGUUGAGAAUGCUGUUGUUUUGUUUGAGGAGAUGGGUAGGAAGGGGUAUGUUCCGAAUGCGAUGACUUAUAAUUUGUUGAUUAGAGGGUUGUGUCAUGCUGGGGAGAUGGAGAGGGCAAUGGAGUUGGUUGGGUUGAUGAAGAAUGAUGAAUGCCAUCCAAAUGUUCAGACUUGUAAUUUGUUGAUUAGGUAUUAUUGUGAUGUUGGGGAGAUUGAGAAGGGUUUGGAUGUGUUUGAUUUGAUGGGGUCUUGGGAGUGCUUACCCAAUAAGGAUACAUACAACAUUUUGAUAAGUUCCACUUUUGUUAGGAAGAAAUCCAAGGAUUUGGUCGUUGCAGGUAGGCUGUUGGUUGAGAUGGUGGAAAGAGGAUUUCUUCCUACGAAGUUUACCUUUAACCGUGUUCUCAAUGGGCUUCUGGUGACAGGCAACCAAGCUUUCGGUAGAGAAAUUCUGCAAUUGCAGAGUAGAUGUGGACUGCUUCCUCGGAACUUCAGAUUAUAAAAGCUUAGUGGAUGAACUCUUAAUCUUGAACAUACUUGUCUGACAUAUGAUAAUCUGGAGGGCUUUCUGAUGCAUCAGCAAUUCAGCAGUUGCUCGAGGAUAUUUUCCAACUACUCUCUUCAAUAAACCUAUAAUUUCUCUGUGAUCAUGAUGGCUACGAACCAAGUUCUUUCAAUGUAAAUUACUAUGUAACCGAGCAGCAGAUCCUGAUUUGAAAUAUCAGUUGAUUGAGUUCCAUACUUGUACUGAAUUGAACUCAUGAAGCUCUUGGGGACGGAGAAAACUGGAUUAGAUUGAAUCACUUUAGUGCCUGCAUACUUUCCUAACUUGGGAUCUCAAUAUCCGGUGCUGUGGUUGCAUAUAUAGGAUGUGCACUUUGUAACAGAUGGACGCUAUUGUUUUCCAUCAGUGCUUCAUGCUGUUGUUUGACAUUGGUGAUAUAAAGAUUGCACUGGAAAAUCUUGAGAUCCCUAAUAUCAGUGGAGAUAUCACCUGUCAACUGAGUAGUUCUCCAGAGUCUGCACCUUCUGAAGCCUACUUGAAUUUAGUGAUCUAGUAUGUAAGACACUAAGACAUGAAAUCUCUUAAUUUGUAGGCUGGGAAGAGCAAUGUAGCAACUACUAUGAAACAUCAAGCAUAGGUACUCCGUUUUGGCAUCCGAAUUGGUACAGGUAUACAAGUAUGUAUGUUCAAUUAUUUUUACUAAUUCGCUAAAAUUUAUUAAUAUUCAGUUUACAAAUUACAAUACCUGUGUCUUCUAUCUACUUAACCGCCGUAUCAUGAACCUGUAACGUGUCUGUACCCAUUUAUAUAUUGGAAUUCAAGCAAUCUAGUCUAGCAACAGACGAACCUAAAGAAAUAUAGAUGUUGCUUGGAUGGCCAAGGUACGGCAGAUAAAGUGAGAUACAAAGACCAUAGUCUUCCAUAAACUCGGUUAUAUUUCUUCCGUUUCAUAUUACUCGCUACGCUUCUCAAUUCACUGACUUUUAGGCAAUUUUUGUAGAAGAAAAAGAUAGAGAGUAGAAAGAAGAGGGACUCAUGUGAGAGGAGAAAUACAGAGAGUUUAUUGCCCAAAAAGGAAGUGUAGCAAGUACUGUGAACGGAGGAAGUAUAACCAGUUUGUUGAAAUUGAGAAUUUCCAUUACUUCUGGAAAGAGUAUGUGAUUGAAGUU
Messenger RNA from Beta vulgaris subsp. vulgaris (sugar beet), 2849 nucleotides. Its product is annotated as pentatricopeptide repeat-containing protein At1g74900, mitochondrial. Lineage: Eukaryota; Viridiplantae; Streptophyta; Magnoliopsida; Caryophyllales; Amaranthaceae. Gene Ontology annotation, molecular function: protein binding. Bases 193 to 1677 code for a protein of 494 amino acids. The transcript is spliced from 2 exons. The record is from RefSeq and is a predicted model, not a curated record.